This is a messenger RNA of Vicia villosa (hairy vetch), 504 nucleotides long. Its product is annotated as paired amphipathic helix protein Sin3-like 4. Lineage: Eukaryota; Viridiplantae; Streptophyta; Magnoliopsida; Fabales; Fabaceae. The transcript has 5 exons. The record is from RefSeq and is a predicted model, not a curated record. Gene Ontology annotation, molecular function: transcription corepressor activity. The coding region runs from base 1 to 504 and encodes 167 amino acids. Gene Ontology annotation, biological process: negative regulation of transcription by RNA polymerase II. Gene Ontology annotation, cellular component: histone deacetylase complex; chromatin.
AUGACAAAGGAAAUUGGAGGAUCGGGUACAAAGAAACCAAUAACCAAUGAUGAUGCCAAGAUGUAUAUAAAAGAAGUAAAGAUUGCAUUUAAAGAUGAGAAGGACAAGUACCGUGAAUUUCUAAUGAUUAUGAAAGAUUUUCAAAUGAGAAGAAUUGAUAUACAUGGCGUGAUGGAAAGAGUGAAGGAGUUGCUCAAAUGUCACAAAGAAUUAUUAUUAAAAUUUGAUAUUUUUUUACCUGAAGGUUUAGAAAUCAAAUCUCCAGCGAAGAAGCCAAAGGUGCCUGAAGUGAAUAAAGAAAAAGCAGAAAAGUAUUUGGGCAAAGUAAAGACUCGAUUUCGACGUGAACCUUGUGUAUACGAUUUAUUUCUAGAUAUAUUGAGUAUGUACAAAAACAACAAUAUGAGUCUUAAGGAGAUGUGUGAAAAGGUUUUUUCACUUUUUAAAAACCACCGUGAUCUAGUCGAUGGAUUUAUUGAUUUUCUUCCAAAAGAUAGCUCGUAA